Molecule: messenger RNA, 2925 nt
Organism: Acanthosepion pharaonis
Lineage: Eukaryota; Metazoa; Mollusca; Cephalopoda; Sepiida; Sepiidae
Source: the annotation of a GenBank genome assembly
AUGAAUUUCACAGAGUUUAGCAAAAUUCAUUCUUCUUACUUCCUCCUCUAUCCUUUCUUAUUUUCACCUAUCCUACUCUUUCUUUCUUUCUUUUUCGCUUUUUUCUAUUUUGCUUUCAUUCUUCUUCUCCCUCCUCUAUCUAUUCUUUCUUUCACUUACCCAACUGUUUCUUUUUUUUUUGCUUUUUUCUAUUUUGCUUUCAUUCUUCUUCUCCCUCCUCUAUCUAUUCUUUCUUUCACUUACCCAACUGUUUCUUUUUUUUUUGCUUUUUUCUAUUUUGCUUUCAUUCUUCUUCUCCCUCCUCUAUCUAUUCUUUCUUUCACUUACCCAACUGUUUUUUUUUUUUUUUUUUUAUUUUGCUUUCAUUCUUCUUCUCCCUCCUCUAUCUAUUCUUUCUUUCACUUACCCAACUGUUUUUUUUUUUUUUGCUUUUUUUCUAUUUUUGCUUUCAUUCUUCUUCUCCUCCUCUAUCUAUUCUUUCUUUCACUUACCCAACUGUUUCUUUUUUUUUUUUUUUUUUUCUAUUUUGCUUUCAUUCUUCUUCUCCCUCCUCUAUCUAUUCUUUCUUUCACUUACCCAACUGUUUCUUUUUUUUUUGCUUUUUUUUCUAUUUUGCUUUCAUUCUUCUUCUCCUCCUCUAUCUAUUCUUUUCUUUCACUUACCCAACUGUUUCUUUUUUUUUUUUGCUUUUUCUAUUUUUUGCUUUCAUUCUUCUUCUCCCUCCUCUAUCUAUUCUUUCUUUCACUUACCCAACUGUUUUUUUUUUUUUUGCUUUUUUUCUAUUUUGCUUUCAUUCUUCUUCUCCCUCCUCUAUCUAUUCUUUCUUUCACUUACCCAACUGUUUCAUUUUUUUUUUUUUUUUUUUCUAUUUUGCUUUCAUUCUUCUUCUCCCUCCUCUAUCUAUUCUUUCUUUCACUUACCCAACUGUUUUUUUUUUUUCGCUUUUUUUUUCUAUUUUGCUUUCAUUCUUCUUCUCCCUCCUCUAUCUAUUCUUUCUUUCACUUACCCAACUGUUUUUUUUUUUUUGCUUUUUUUCUAUUUUGCUUUCAUUCUUCUUCUCCCUCCUCUAUCUAUUCUUUCUUUCACUUACCCAACUGUUUCUUUUUUUUUUGCUUUUUUCUAUUUUGCUUUCAUUCUUCUUCUCCCUCCUCUAUCUAUUCUUUCUUUCACUUACCCAACUGUUUUUUUUUUUUUGCUUUUUUCUAUUUUGCUUUCAUUCUUCUUCUCCUCCUCUAUCUAUUCUUUCUUUCACUUACCCAACUGUUUUUUUUUUUUUGCUUUUUUCUAUUUUUGCUUUCAUUCUUCUUCUCCUCCUCUAUCUAUUCUUUCUUUCACUUACCCAACUGUUUCUUUUUUUUUUGCUUUUUUCUAUUUUGCUUUCAUUCUUCUUCUCCCUCCUCUAUCUAUUCUUUCUUUCCUUACCCAACUGUUUUUUUUUUUUUUUGCUUUUUUCUAUUUUGCUUUCAUUCUUCUUCUCCCUCCUCUAUCUAUUCUUUCUUUCACUUACCCAACUGUUUCUUUUUUUUUGCUUUUUCUAUUUUGCUUUUCAUUCUUCUUCUCCUCCUCUAUCUAUUCUUUUCUUUCACUUACCCAACUGUUUCUUUUUUUUUUUUUUUUCUAUUUUGCUUUCAUUCUUCUUCUCCUCCUCUAUCUAUUCUUUCUUUCACUUACCCAACUGUUUUUUUUUUUUGCUUUUUUCUAUUUUGCUUUCAUUCUUCUUCUCCCUCCUCUAUCUAUUCUUUUUUUCUUUCACUUACCCAACUGUUUUUUUUUUUUUGCUUUUUUUCUAUUUUGCUUUUCAUUCUUCUUCUCCUCCUCCUCUAUUCUAUUCUUUCUUUCACUUACCCAACUGUUUUUUUUUUUUUUGCUUUUUUCUAUUUUGCUUUCAUUCUUCUUCUCCUCCUCUAUCUAUUCUUUCUUUCACUUACCCAACUGUUUUUUUUUUUUUGCUUUUUCUAUUUUGCUUUCAUUCUUCUUCUCCCUCCUCUAUCUAUUCUUUCUUUCACUUACCCAACUGUUUUUUUUUUUUUUUUUUUUUCUAUUUUGCUUUCAUUCUUCUUCUCCUCCUCUAUCUAUUCUUUCUUUCACUUACCCAACUGUUUUUUUUUUUUUUUUUUUUUCUAUUUUGCUUUCAUUCUUCUUUCUCCCUCCUCUAUCUAUUCUUUCUUUCACUUACCCAACUGUUUUUUUUUUUGCUUUUUUCUAUUUUGCUUUCAUUCUUCUUCUCCCUCCUCUAUCUAUUCUUUUUUUCACUUACCCAACUGUUUUCUUUUUUUUUUUUUUUUUUCUAUUUUGCUUUCAUUCUUCUUCUCCCUCCUCUAUCUAUUCUUUUCUUUUUUACCCAACUGUUUUUUUUUUUUUUUUUUUGCUUUUUUUCUAUUUUGCUUUCAUUCUUCUUCUCCCUCCUCUAUCUAUUUUCUUUCACUUACCCAACUGUUUUUUUUUUUUGCUUUUUUUCUAUUUUGCUUUCAUUCUUCUUCUCCUCCUCUAUCUAUUCUUUCUUUCACUUACCCAACUGUUUUUUUUUUUUUUUUGCUUUUUUUUCUAUUUUGCUUUCAUUCUUCUUCUCCCUCCUCUAUCUAUUCUUUUCUUUCACUUACCCAACUGUUUUUUUUUUUUUGCUUUUUUUCUAUUUUGCUUUCAUUCUUCUUCUCUCCCUCCUCUAUCUAUUCUUUUCUUUCACUUACCCAACUGUUUCUUUUUUUUUUUUUUUUUUUUUUUUUAUUUUGCUUUCAUUCUUCUUCUCCCUCCUCUAUCUAUUCUUUCUUUCACUUACCCAACUGUUUCUUUUUUUUUUGCUUUUUUCUUUUCGCUCUUUUCUUUUUCACUUUCUUUCUUCAUCCUCCCACUCUUCUCUCUUUUUCUCUCCUUUUCAUUUUCUUUCCUCUUCCCAUCCAUACAUUCUUCAUUUUUUUCUUUCAAUAA